GGCUUCCUUCGCCCCCAUCCUUUGUCACUUUUUUGUAUUCCUUGCAACUGACUCAGACUCGACCCUCGUGUGCUGUACCCUUUCCCAGUCCAAGGUCAGCGUUCUCCAAUCAAUUCCUUGCACAAUUCGCUGGUCCAGUUCCGAGCGUCGGGAAACUCGCUCUGCCGACAUCUUUUCAUCGAUCGCUGUUGUGGUGGCGUUCUUUUUUUUUUAGUCCACUUUGAAACGAAAAAGGGGGAGAAAUUCAGACCACUGGAAACGCACGUCAAUGACCUCGACGGUUGUCAUGUCGCCGCAGCACCACUCGUCCGCCCUUGUCUUUGCGCCAGAGCAGCCAUCUCUCCCAUUCGUCACCAGCGAGGCGUCCAUUCACACACAGCAGGAUUCGCGUCCAUCCACUACUACUACUACUACAAAGAAGCAGAGCUCGUUCCGUUUCCAUGCAUUCAGAUUUGGAAGCAGCCAGUCUUCUUCUUCAUCCUCGUCCCCCGCGUCUGUGCUUCCGCUGGCGUCGCGAUCUGCCAGCGUCCCGGACGUUCACGCAAAGGCAGUCUCCGUGUGUGCCGCUUCGACCGACGCACAAGGGGCAAGUGACAUGUCGCGCGUCCGCAGCGCCCUCGCGGCAGCGCUCGAGCGGGAUCGCCAGGCGUUGAUUCUCGCCGAGGAGGCUGCGUCAUCAGUCGCGCCACCAUCACCGCUGCCGCCGCUGCCGUCCUCGUCACUGGUCGCUGGUGCGAGUCCUGCACUGGCGACACCAUGUACGCCGCCCUCAUCGGGGAAUAUGUCGACAGGCCCGUUGAGCGACGCCCAGGCGAGCGGGGCGCAGACCAACGCUGCCAGCGCCUCCACGAACGCUGCUAGCCCCACCAACGCUCCGAGCAGCGCCGAAGACGAGCUGCGUAUUGGGCUCUAUGAUCUGAGCGAAGACGUGAUUGCCCAGGGCGCCCAAGGCGUGGUUGUGCGCGCAACGCAUCGUGUGACGGGAAUCAGUGUCGCCAUCAAGUGCCUGCCAAAGCAUUCGGGCAUGCAGGCGUACAAGGAGGCAGUGCAAGAGCGAAGCAUCCUUCAAGGGCUGAGCAAGCCAGAAGUUGCUCAUCCAAACAUUGUGCGACUGCUCGAAACAAUGGAGGAUGACAACUUUCUCUACAUGGUGCUCGAAUUGUGCACUGGCGGCACUCUCGCCGAUUGGAUUCGAGACCACCCACCGCCUGCCAGUGCAACCUCAUCGUCAUCAUCAUCAUCAUCAUCAUCAUCCUCCGCUUCCUCGGAUUCGCUUCAACAGCGCCGACAGGAGCGUGUGCGUCGAUGCGAGGCCAUUCGCCUGUUUUGCCAGCUAGCGAGUGCUUUGGCUCACUGCCAUUCUCUCAACAUCUACCACAGGGACGUCAAGCCUUCCAAUGUGCUCCUCACGGCCUCCGGAGACGUGCGCCUGUCAGACUUUGGCAUGAGUGUCCAGGCCUGGCCGGGCGCGCGCAUUUCACGCGACUUUCCUGGCUCACCUUCUUAUGCCGCUCCAGAGCUGUUUCGCGGCGAACCCUAUCUCGCUCAUCUCGUCGAUGUGUGGUCCCUGGGCGUUGUGUGGUAUGAACUCAUCACCGGCGUCCGUCCGUUCGAUCGUGCCACACCCAGCGAGCACCGCCAAGCCGUGUUUGCCGGCUCAUCAGGGCUUUCGCUCAUGUGCAACCACCUGCAUACCUCAGGCCGAGCACAGGCGCCGGCUCUUGACGCUUCAGAGUCGCCUGUAUCUCCUACUGUUGUCGCCACGCCGGACUUGGAGUCCUCCUCCAGGACUAUCUGCUGGCGGUUUGGCGCUGUCAACAUGGGCCGAGCGAUCCGACUCAUGCUUGAUCCGGAGCCAUCCAAGCGCCCCUCUCUUCGCCCGCUUGGCCGUAUUAUUGCUGCCCUCGAGGCCUCGCUUGCGCGCAUCUCGUAUCAACGGCCCGUGAUGAUGCUCAGCAAUGCCACUCCUUUCGCAUCGACCGACGGACGCGCAGAUUCGAUGCCGCGUUUGCGUAUCAGCCAACUGCUCGACGCCUGCACCAAGCACUUUAACAUGUCUCUCGACCAAUUGGCACAGCGGUGGUACGACGAUCCUUUGGGUCCAGUUGCCGGCGUUAUGAACUCCCUGUUGUGCCAGCUGAGCGAUUACCGACGCACCGUUACCGAGGCCCUUGCACGCCAUCUGCAGCAUCGGUCCGAGGAUGAUGAUGCAUCAUUGCACACCCCAUCGCAGACUGCAGCGCCCGUCCUUCGCAUGAACGAAAAGCUCCUUCUCGCCAAAGACAUGGACUCGUCCGCAAUACCCCAUACCCCAGAGCAGGUUCGCCAGCUUCGCUCGCUCUUCCACUCCUUUGCACCUCACUCACAUUAAAUUAACCGGUUUUGUUUUUUGCAAUUUCUUUGUUCAUUAAAAUCCUGUUCAAAUCAUACAA
Messenger RNA from Capsaspora owczarzaki ATCC 30864, 2432 nucleotides. Its product is annotated as serine/threonine-protein kinase 12. The coding region runs from base 269 to 2371 and encodes 700 amino acids. The transcript has a single exon. The record is from RefSeq and is a predicted model, not a curated record. Lineage: Eukaryota; Filasterea; Ministeriida; Capsasporidae. Gene Ontology annotation, biological process: protein phosphorylation; intracellular signal transduction. Gene Ontology annotation, molecular function: protein serine/threonine kinase activity; ATP binding. Gene Ontology annotation, cellular component: cytoplasm.